Molecule: messenger RNA, 345 nt
Organism: Ectocarpus siliculosus
Lineage: Eukaryota; Phaeophyceae; Ectocarpales; Ectocarpaceae
Source: the annotation of a GenBank genome assembly
AUGGCUCCCCAUGGAUCCUCCCAUCCUCCCGUCGCCCUCAUCUUGUGCCGUGACCUCGCGUGCCUCUCUUCCCGGUCAACUUUCUGUUCCUGCACUCUCGCCCAAAGGAGCGUGUGGGCGGUGAGCGAGAUCAUGGCGGCCUCGCUUCUCAGAAGAGGGAGUUACAACAGCCGAGACAUCAGGUUCGAGCUCGAGGCAACCAUCGUCGUAUUCGAGGAGGAGAAGGCAGCGAUGCAAAAGCUCGGCCCGAAGGUGGAGGUGUCCCCAGCAACCAAGCGCCUUUGGCAAGAACUGCAGCAAGAAAAGGUCAGCGUUCACAUCCACAACAGCCGAGGGAUUGGAUAA